This is a messenger RNA of Paramecium primaurelia, 1723 nucleotides long. Lineage: Eukaryota; Ciliophora; Oligohymenophorea; Peniculida; Parameciidae. The record is from the annotation of a GenBank genome assembly.
AUGGAUGAUUUAGAUUUUGAGCAAUUCCAACGAUAUAUAUAAUAGGAACACCAUCAUGGAUAAAAGCAUGAUUCAAAGUUGAAUGAAAAGGAUAAAGAACGUGGACAUGAGAAAAAUAAGGAUAAACAUAAUAAAGAGAGUCAUAAGGAAAGAGAAAAAGAGAGAGAUAAGGACAGAGAAAAGGACAAGAGUGUAGAAAAAAAGAAAAAGAAGAAAGAUGAAAAAAAAGAUAAGAAAAAGUAAUAUAAUAAUUAUUAAUGUGGUAGAAGAUCAAGAUCAGCAUCUAAAUCAUCUAAGAAAAAAAAGAGUAAAAAAGAUAAGGAUAGAGAAAAAGAUAAAGAAUAACAAUAAUAAACAAUUACAACUUAGAUAUUAAUGACUAAUGAUAUUUAAAAGAAAAGGGAAAUUGCUAAAUAGAGGAAAAUUGAAAUUAUGGAAGCAGAAAUAAGAGAAUUAGAAAGAAAAAUUGUUGAAGUAGAAAGAGAAUUAGAAGAAGCUCAUAGAUAAGAUUUAACUGUUUUAAUGUACUGUUUACCAUUAAAAGCAAAAGAAAAACACAUAUAUUAAUUUUUCUAAACUGUAAUAAAAUAUCAUUUAUUUUUAAUAGUUCAAUUGUGGUAAGAUUAGAGAUAUUAGAAUUAUAAGAGAUCAAAAAUCAAGUAGAUCUAGAGGAGUAGCAUAUGUUGAAUUUUAUUAAGAAGAAUCUAUUCCUAUGGCUUUAGCUUUGAAUGAUAGAUUAUUUAUUAUGGAUGGUUAAUAAGUAGGAACAAUUCCAGUUAAAAUAUAAUUGAGUUAAGCAGAAAAAAAUAGAGCUGCUAGAGAUUAAAAGAAUAUGCAAAUUAAAUAAAAUAAACUUUAAUCAAUAUAAGACUUAUAAAAUAUGAAUGGACCUGCAAGAGUUCAAGUUAGUGGAAUGGCAGAAUAACUUUAAAGAAUUAAUGAAGAAGAUAUAAGAGAAGCAUUUGCACCUUUUGGUACAAUAGAUACAGUAGAAAUUCCUAAAGAUGAAUAAGGAAGAAUGACAGGAGUUCUUUAUGUUACAUAUGAGAAAGCAGAAUCAGCUAGAAAUAUGAUAGAAGUCAUUAAUAAUUAACCAUUUUUAUUAAAUGGAAAACCCAUAAAAGUUUAAUUAGUAUCUGGUGCCAAUAAUUAUAUGGAUUUAUAAUUAGAUGAUGAUUUAGUUUAGAAUCCAGUAAUGAGAAUUACACUUAUGAAAAAGUUGAUGGAUGAUAAUUUAAUUGAUAAUGUAAAUAUAUUAUAUAUAUAUAUAUAUAGAUCAAUUUACCACCUUUGAUGACAUAAUUAGGUUUAACUGUUUAAAGAAUUUUAAAUAUUAUACAAUCUCCUAAUCCUUCUUUAGGUUGUAUAUCUGGUUGGAUGCCUCUUAAACAUUAUCCACCUGCAUGUCCAUGUAUUACAAAAGUUAUUGUAUUGACUAAUAUGUGGACUGAAUUAGAAAUAUCUAAUUAAGCAGCUAUUGUUGAAUUAAAAGAAGAAGUAGAGAGUAUUUUAUAUAUAUUAUAUUAUAGAUGAAUGCAAAAAAUAUGGAGAAGUAGAAAUGGUAUGGGUUGAUAAAAAAAAUGAAGGUAAUGUUAUUAUUGUAUUUAAAUAAUGGGAAGCUGCUAAAUAAGUAAAUGUAUUAAUGAACAACAGGAAAUUCGGAAAUAAAGUUGUUUAAAGUUAUUUCAUUACAGAAAGUCAAUUCAUGAGCAUCAUCAAAUGA